Serpula lacrymans var. lacrymans S7.9 is the source of this 2577-nucleotide messenger RNA. RefSeq lists its product as uncharacterized. The coding region runs from base 1 to 2577 and encodes 858 amino acids. The transcript is spliced from 26 exons. The record is from RefSeq and is a predicted model, not a curated record. Gene Ontology annotation, cellular component: nucleus. Gene Ontology annotation, molecular function: mismatched DNA binding; ATP-dependent DNA damage sensor activity; ATP binding. Gene Ontology annotation, biological process: mismatch repair; reciprocal meiotic recombination. NCBI's taxonomy places the organism in Eukaryota, Fungi, Basidiomycota, Agaricomycetes, Boletales, Serpulaceae.
AUGUCAAGACCCGUCCCACGUCCAUCUACUGGUCGUAUGCUCUCCAUGGAUUCUACAAUAACGCGUCUAUUAACAGCAACUCCACGUCCUAGUAUAUCUCGGCCUUGGACUGGGCAAUCUCGCCCAGGGACCGCUCGUCCUCAGACGGGAACAUCCAUCAGGCAGGAGGCUAGUUUUGUCAUCGCUAUUCUGGAAAGUCGGGGUGUAGCACACGAAGUUGGUAUGGCAGCUCUCGACAAAGAAACAGGCCGGGUUAUUCUUGUCCAGCUGGCAGAUUGUUCAACCUACGUGAAGACUUUACAUCAGAUGCAUAUCCAUCCGCCCUCUCUCAUUCUUGUCCCAGACACUUUCAUGUCAGCAGCGGACGUAUCUCUCGCGUCCACGGGGAAAAACUCCUCGACAACUUCUCAUUUAGUACAGUACAUCGCUGAAGAAUUUCCUGACAUUGCAGUUGAGCCUGUGGCGAGGAAGUACUGGAACGAUGGUCUCGAUUUCAUAAACCAACUCUGCAUAGAAGACGAUGAGAAAGCAGCUACUCUCGUUGCAGCAUCCGACAAAUAUUAUGUUCUCUCGGCGGCCUGCGCUCUCUUCAAACAUGCGGAAAGUCGUUUCAACACGCGCUAUGCUCCUUGCUCUCUUCGCAUAAGGUAUGUACCCGUCGAGGGCACGAUGAUGAUAGAUCCAGAGACCGCCCGAAGUCUCGAGCUGGUUCAUAAUAGGACUUCAAAGAAGUCGUCUCGUUCGUUGUUUGGCAUUCUUAAUCAUACAUAUACCGCUAUGGCAUCUCGACUUUUGCGAGUCAAUAUUCUCGCACCAAUCACAGUACAAAGUGCUAUUGACGCUCGUUUGGAUGCCAUCGAGGAGCUUGUGCAGUACGAAGACAAGUUCUCUGACACUAGGGAUGCAUUGAAAUCGCUUAACAAAAUGGACUUUGACAAACUGAUUUCAUCGCUUGCAGCAUCUGAGGCUCGGCCUUCUAACUCUCCUAAAUUUGCGUCUUUGCGUGUAUCUCAAAUGCUCAACCUUCGCAGUUUUGUCCGGAAUCUCCCCCUGUUGCAAAAGGCCUUGAGUGGAACUCGGUCUCAGCUUCUUUCAAUUAUUCAUGAUAUGGUUUCUGACGAACGUCUGUCUGUUAUUGACAAGCUCAUCCGUGAUAAUUUGAAUGACGAAGCAAGCCCUGUGAAGGGCGGAUUGACGGCAGUAAACGCACGGGCAAAUCGUAACCAUCUCCUCGAUGUUGCGCGAGAGACUUAUAAAGAGAACGUCGGCGACAUUUAUCAGCUAAACACGUCAUUAUCGGAGGAAUACGGGCUCCCCUUGACACUAGUUUACCAGGAAAGCGGGUUCGUCUUUGCGUUGAAGAAGGACGAGCUGGAAGGUGAGCUACCUCAAGAGUUUAUCAACGUCUCUGAGAGAAAGGGAAGAAAGCUCUUCUCCAUAAUGAGGCUGAAACAGAUGAAUGCGCGAAUGCAAGCCGCUUUAAAUGAAACCCUUAACCUCAGCGACAAGAUAAUCCAAGAACUGGUCACGGAGGUUUUGGGAGAUGCAGGGGCUUUAUAUAAGGCAUCUGAAGCGAUAGCACUCGUAGAUUUGUUAUGGUCUUUUGCACAUGCAUCCAUAGUGCGCAAUUACGUGCGACCUGAGUUCACUGGCACUUUAGCAAUAAAAGCGGGUCGUCAUCCUAUACUUGAAACAACGCAUUCCGCCGGCACCCUAGUUCCGAACGACGUCUAUUGCUGUGAUUCCUCAAGUUUUCAAAUAGUUCAAGGACCCAAUAUGUCAGGCAAAAGCACGUAUUUACGCCAAACUGGACUAUUAACAAUCAUGGCGAUGUGCGGCUGCUUCGUUCCCGCCGAAUACGCUAGUUUCCGACUUCAUGACGCCCUACUUACCCGUUUAUCGAACGAUGAUGAUAUGGAGAAAAGCUUGAGUACAUUCGCCAACGAAAUGACUUCAUCUGCGAUGAUUCUGGGUCAUGGCGUCCUGUAUUUGACUGUGCCUCAUACUAACCAGCGAGUCUUAGGUAUUGCAACGCCAAGGACAUUAGUUCUGAUAGACGAACUUGGCCGCGGUACCUCCCCUAAUGAGGGCAUAGGCGUUUCGCAUGCCAUUGCCGAAGAGCUGAUCAAAAUGAAAUGUUUCGUUUUCUUUGCUACACAUUUCGCUGAGCUCGCCACUACGUUAUCUCGUCAACCUACCGUCGUCAACCUGCAUCUAUCUGUUCAGAAGGCUCGUCAAUCCACUGCAAAUUUCGGUAUGAUAUUUCAAUACAAAAUUGUCGACGGCCUUCCAGAGGACAUGGAUCAUUAUGGGUUAGAACUCGCUCGACUUGCGGAUCUGCCUAGCAAUGUGACAACAGAAGGAAAAAGAGUAGCUGAAGCCCUCGUUGAUCUCGAAGCUAGGCGAAAAGCGGAGAGCCAGUCGAGCAAGGUCGCUGUUCGGCGUCGUGCUCUGCUCAAACUUCGGACGCAACUAACACAAGUACUGGAUCAUUCGGCCCUCCCGGACGGUGAGCUUGUGGCGUAUCUUGCUCGCAUGCAAAGGGAUGCGGUCAAGGUUCUCCAUGAAACACUGUGA